Messenger RNA from Racocetra persica, 253 nucleotides. NCBI's taxonomy places the organism in Eukaryota, Fungi, Glomeromycota, Glomeromycetes, Diversisporales, Gigasporaceae. The record is from the annotation of a GenBank genome assembly.
AUGAAAAAACAUGCUCAAUUUGCAGGUAUUGAAAACUAUCCCGAUACAGUGAUCGAUACUCAGGAGGAUAUCUUGGAGCGUGAAGUUACUCAAAAAUUGUCAGCGUUUUGGACAUUUGAAGAAUUUCGUACCUGUAUGGAAGCUAAAGAUAGACAUUUGAAAGCUUUUUUUGAUGAACUUGUAUUAUCAGCAAAUUUGUUACAAAAAAAGCAUGAAUCAUAUCCUAAAAUUAUGUCCCAGUUGCUACUCGUUU